AUGUCCUCAUUGUACUGCAACAUUACUAUGGCUAAUAUGCCUUAUCCUGAUGCACCACAACUGCUGCAAGGGACGACAUUGUUAGGUGCAAUAAACAACUGGAGAGGAAAUUUCUUACUGUGGGCUGAAAAUUUCAUUAUUCUCCUGUUUUUAACUGUAACACAAGUGGAAUAUUAUUACAUCAUACUGAAUAUAAAGAAGAAUGCUUUUAUUAAGAUUGAGGAGUUGUACAAAAUUUUGGAGCAUAAUUGGAAUUCUGUGAAUAAUUACAACGAAAAAGCUAUUAUGAUAAAAUAUUCCAAAAUUGGAUUACGUUACGUACAUAUUAUGUUAGGCUUUUGGAUUAUGGGCUUUAUAAUAGCUGUUCUGUCAUCUUUAUUACCAGUAUAUUUAGACAUGAUUGCACCAUUAAAUGAGCCUCGACCAAGAAUUGCGUUUUUAAGAGUCAAUAUCAUUACUGAUCCAAACGAAAAUUAUUUCAUGCACUACUUUGCGUGUUUGGUACUCAUGAUUGUUGCUGAUUAUAUCACAAUAUGUAUUGUCUUCGGUUUUUUAAUUUUCGUAUAUCAGAUUUUUGGAAUAUUCAACAUUAUUAAGUACCGUUUACGAUUGGCAACAACGGAACUUGCAGAGAAAAAAGAAGAAUCCUAUGACAUGAUUAUUUCUGCUGUAAAAUUACAUCAAGAUUGUUUAAAGUAA
Copidosoma floridanum is the source of this 699-nucleotide messenger RNA. RefSeq lists its product as uncharacterized. The record is from RefSeq and is a predicted model, not a curated record. Lineage: Eukaryota; Metazoa; Arthropoda; Insecta; Hymenoptera; Encyrtidae.